AUGGUAGUCGUUGACUAUACAAUCCACGAUCUCAUCCGUCGUAAUGACCACGAUCAAAAUGGUGAUAGAACUGAUAGAAGUCAACAAUUAUUGUUAAAUGAGGACGCUGUUGUCGAUUUAGCCAUUGCAAACUUUUGUCCACGACUACGUGAAGCUAUUAGCGCUCUUUCACGUCAUAAAAUUGGCCCAUUAAAACAACGUGUGCAUUUAUCAGAUUUUCAAAGUUCUACCCUAUCUUCUUUACCAACAGAUGAUUUGAGUUCGAAUAUAUUGCCUUCUCGCAACGAUAAGUUUGUUCUUUCCAUACCAUAUUUAUUUGAAGAGAAUUUACCAGUAACUAGUCAAAAUUUUAUGGUACGAUGGUCUAUAAUAGCACAGUGUGGUCAUCCAGAUAAGGCUCCAGAAGUUAUUUUAUUGGAAACGGAUAAUUCAUCUAUAAAUUUAGGACAUAGUGAAGGAACAUUACGUAGAAUACAACAAAGUCGUCAGUAUCAAACUAAUCAGAUUUUUCAAGAACGUUAUUGGCAACAAUAUGUGGCCAGUGAUGCAUUUUACAUACAGUGUUUAACUAAAUGGGGCAAAAUGAAUAACAGUUCAACUCUAUUGCAAUACUGUUUAUUAGCAGAUCAGUUAUAUGAUUGUUAUGCUAAUUUCCAGCUUUAUAAACUCAAGAUUUCAUUAAAAUCUACACCAUCGAUGUUACAACCACCUCCACAACUUGUUCUAGCAUAUACUCAAUACAAACAACUGACUAAAUUGUCUAAAUUAAACAUGCCAGAAUUAGGUAAUGUUAUAACCGAUAUCAAUGUUGACAUUUUUGUCGAUUUAGAAAAUGGCAUUAAUAAUUAUGAUGAUUAUCGUAAUCAAAUAACUCCUUCUGCUACAGUACGCAUGCGUGCUAUAAUCAGUAUGAUUCCAUCAGAACAAACAGUAUCAGCAACAUCAUUAACUACUGAAACUACUGAUUUUAGUAACAAUGACAGAAAAGUAUUACAGCUGGCUUCAGUAACUGGAGUUUUUUUACCAACUGGUAAUAAAAAUGCAACCAAAUCAAAUAACACCAAUGCUACUUCAAAUAAAAAGUUUGUAGUAAGAAUUUUAAGUUCAAAAUUAUGCCGUACAACACCACAAGGGACCAUGAUGUCAAUUAUGUUAAAUGCUAUAACAGAUCAAUGUUUAGACUCAACAGUGAUGGAUUUUGUAACAUAUGUACGCAGAGUGCAACAGGCUGCAGUUCAAUCUUAUAAUUAUGACAACAGUAAUAUUCAAAAAGAAAAAUCACCAUCUGAUGUCAGUGAUAAUUAUUCAAUGAAAUUAUUACUUGAAGCUCUUAACGAAGCAUUUUGUGAUUAUCCAUCUAAUGGUAAUUGUCUAUUAGAUUAUCAAAUAGACGAUAAUGAAACACCUACUAAGAAUACCACUAGUUUUAUUCGUUUUUUAUUGAUUGAUGGAGAUGGAGUUACUGAAACUACACAACUUAAAUACAUAUUAACUAUUGAAUAUAAUAAAGAACUCUAUGAAAAAUUACAAAGUUCAACAGAUUUGGAAAAUACUAAUCUAUUGAAUACUAAAAAAUCAGUUCCUAUUAUAGCAUUACGCUCUGUUUAUGAUGAUGAAGGUAGUGAUAAUUACUUGAAUAUUGAAAUUGAUGAUAAAAUUGAAACCGAUAUAAACUCUGUUAAAUAUAAUAGUGAGUUAGCCAAAAUUAUUAAAGUUGUUACCAUAAAUGAGAUGCGAAAAUUGCGGAAAGAUGUGUUAAUUCCAGUGUUGACACGAUAUAAUAAAGAAUGGGCGCCCACUGAUCCAUAUUUUAAGGCUUCUUUAAGUACCCCACCCCCAUAUCCUACAACACUAUAGAAUACAAAGAAUACAACCUAAUUAAUUUAAAUCUUUUUUUCAUUGUCUUCGCUUAAGUUUAUGAAAUUUGUUGUUAUAGUUAAAUUUUGAAUACAAUUAAAUGGUUAAGAAACCAACUAAAAACAAAUUUUAUUUUGUGCUAAGAUAAU
Melanaphis sacchari is the source of this 2006-nucleotide messenger RNA. RefSeq lists its product as uncharacterized. The record is from RefSeq and is a predicted model, not a curated record. The transcript is spliced from 4 exons. Bases 1 to 1857 code for a protein of 618 amino acids. NCBI's taxonomy places the organism in Eukaryota, Metazoa, Arthropoda, Insecta, Hemiptera, Aphididae.